Molecule: messenger RNA, 1032 nt
Organism: Macrobrachium nipponense
Lineage: Eukaryota; Metazoa; Arthropoda; Malacostraca; Decapoda; Palaemonidae
Product: mitochondrial import inner membrane translocase subunit TIM44-like
Exons: 10
Coding region: 1-1032 (343 amino acids)
Biological process (GO): protein import into mitochondrial matrix
Cellular component (GO): mitochondrial inner membrane
Molecular function (GO): protein-folding chaperone binding
Source: RefSeq, a predicted model, not a curated record
AUGGCUGCUUCCAUAUCGCAGGCCUGUAAACAUUACGGUUUCUCUCCCUAUGCAGUCACCGCAGGCGCUGCGGAGUCACAACUAUGUAUCAAGAGAUUCUACAGUGCUCGGCCUCCUCCACAAAGACCACCCACCUUUUUUGGAAAGAUCAUAGAAAAUUUAAGAGAUGAGAUGGCAAGAAAUCAGAAAAUGAAGGAAAGCUUGAAAGAAUUCCGAAAAGAUAUGGAAAAACUAGAAAAUCCGAACAGAAGGAACCAAAAGGCUAGACAACAGUUAGAAAGUAUAAAGAAACGUGUAUCAGAGACAGUCGAGGAAGCCCAAAAAAACGAGAUCUUACAGAAACAUCAAAAAAAAACAAGCUCAAAAGUAACGCAAACAUUGUCCCAGAAGGGUGAAGAAAUCAGCAGAACCCAGACUUUCAAGACUAUAUCUGAAACUGCUAAGGCAGUAAAAGAAGAAAUAGAUCAUUCCACUUUUGGGGGUUCUGGUGCUCGUGUGUAUAAAGCUCCAAAAGUACUACGUAAAAGAGUAGAGCGAGACCCAGAAGCAGAACAGAGAAUAAUUCAGGCAAACACCGAAGCCAAGGGUAUGGUGUUACAUAGAGAUUCCCAGUUUGCUCAGAGUUGGCAGAAUUUCAAGGACAACAAUCCAUAUGUGAACAAAGUGCUUGUCUGGAAGACAAGAUUAGAUGAAAGUGACAACCCUGUUGUUCGAGCAUCAUUGCUAUUUAAAAGACAAGUCUCAGGUCUUUCCGGACAGUCUUUCAAACGCACAGAAUUAUCAGAGGCUUUGACUGAGAUAUGCAAGAUGGAUCCCACUUUUGAUAAAGAGAGAUUUUUGUUAGAGUGUGAAUAUGACAUGAUUCCAAAUGUUUUAGAAGCUAUGAUUAGACCAGAUUUAGAGGUAUUACAGGACUGGUGUUAUGAACGUGCCUAUUCAGUGUUUAGCAACCCCGCAGUGAAGCAAGCCUUUAAUUUGGGGUUUAAUUUUGAUUCUAAGGUUAUUGUAGACAGGUUAACAAAUGAGUAUUAA